CAUCACUGCCACGCAAAGGUUUGGACAUUUGGACUCAGUCACCAGAUAAAUUCCUUGAAUUUCCUCAACUUCCCGUUACCAGCAACCAAAUAAUUCCAGAAUGUGGGGUAUGAAACCAACUGAAGCUGCGAAGAGCGAUCGCAUCAUACGAGUAGGUAUCAUUGGAUGCGGUCUAAUAACACAAGUCACCCACAUUCCUACGUUAAACCACCUCUCGCGUCUCUACCAGAUCACUCAUCUGAGCGACGUCUCCUCAGAUGCCCUUCAACACAGCCAGUCGAAAGUCGCCGGCGCUUUACCACCAAAGACCACUCUCAACGCCGAAGAACUAUGCACAGCACCAAACGUAGAUGUAGUACUGAUAGCAUCUCAUCACUCGCUCCAUGCAUCACAAGCCCUCGUUGCUCUUCAAGCUGGAAAACAUGUUUUCAUCGAGAAGCCCAUUGCCUUGACUCUGCGGGACACUGACACCAUCAUCAAUGCCAACAAAAAGGCAGGUGGGGACAAGGUUUUUGUGGGAUACAUGAGGCGUUAUGCUGCUGCCUUCGAAGACGUUGUGAAGGAAGUUGGUAGUAUAGAUUCGAUCCGCUAUGCCCGUGUCCGCGACAUCAUAGGCCCGAACUCCGUUUUUAUAGGGCAGUCGGGCUCUUUCCCUCGAACCUUUGGCGAUUACCGCGAAGAAGAUACCCAGGCACUGCAGAGGAAGACGGCGGAUGAUAUAGAGCAGGCUUUGAGGAAGGAACUGGGCGUGGAGGUGACGCCCGAGACGGACAUGAUGUGGAAUUACCUCUCCAUGCUCGGAUCACAUGAUCUGAGUGCGAUGAGAGAGAUUUUGGGAAUGCCCAAAGGAGUGGUGGGAUUUGCGCCUUGCGCUACUACUGGAUCACCAUUUUGGAGUGCAAUAUUCCAAUACCCUACGUUCGCCGUAUCCUACGAAUCUGGUGUUGAUAAUGUGGCGCGAUUCGACGCUUCAAUCGAAGUUUUUGGUGACAAUAAAACUGUUAAACUCUGCAUUGAUACUCCCUUCGUCAAAGGGUUACCUACGACGAUGGUUGUCAAGGACGCAUUACCAGAUGGAUCUUAUAGGGAGGCGACGAUUCGGAGGACGUAUGAAGACCCAUUUACGCUAGAGUGGAAGGAGGUGUGGGAAUGGGUUGCGAAAGGGAAGAUACCAAAGACGGGGCCAGAGGAUGCAAGGAAGGACUUGGAGAUUUUGGGCAUGUUGAUGAAGGCGGAUGGGAGAUGAGUUGGGAUGCAUGAUUCCCCCUAGGUCUGCACGUAAUAAGUACUCGGGUUCUGCUAAACUCAG
Aaosphaeria arxii CBS 175.79 is the source of this 1309-nucleotide messenger RNA. RefSeq names its product NAD(P)-binding protein. The record is from RefSeq and is a predicted model, not a curated record. Gene Ontology annotation, cellular component: cytoplasm. NCBI's taxonomy places the organism in Eukaryota, Fungi, Ascomycota, Dothideomycetes, Pleosporales. The transcript is spliced from 3 exons. Gene Ontology annotation, molecular function: nucleotide binding; oxidoreductase activity. Bases 101 to 1246 code for a protein of 381 amino acids. Gene Ontology annotation, biological process: NADPH regeneration.